AUGAGAACUAUGAAGCCCUUGCAUUGGGCGGGCGUAGACUAUUCACUUUUGCAAAUACUACUUGCGGCACUCCUACUCUGUUCCCGACCUUUUGCAGUCGCCGACAAGAAUGACGCUCUUCAUCGACCUCGAAGAAAUAGUUCACCGACGAAAAGAGCAGGCUCGAUACCUCUCCUUAUCACCAACAGAUGCGGCGAGACGUUAUGGCCCGGGAUUGAAACACAGGAGGGUACGGCACCGGAAGAAGGAGGAUUUGAAUUGGCGGCCGGGAAGAGUAAGAACUUAACUGUGGGUGGGGAUUGGCAGGGUAGAAUUUGGGGAAGGACGAACUGCAGUUUCAACGCUGAUGGAACGGCCAGUUCCAAAGGAGAUAAUACUGCUGCUUGUGAUUCUGGAGACUGUGGUGGAGUUCUAAACUGUGUUGUCACAGGAAGCACGCCCGUCACACUCGCCGAGUUCGACUUAUCUGGUGGUGUCAAUAAGAACCAGACUUUCUACGACAUAUCCCUCGUCGACGGUUACAACUUGCCGUUGAGCAUCAUUUAUUUGCCCGGAGAUAAUCCAAAGCUUCAAGACAUCCCUCCAAAUCUCACCAACCCUGCCUGUAUCGCCACAGCCGGCCACCUCGCUGAUCCUGCACCCUCAGGCUGGAAUGGCGGUGCCUCAAAUUCAUCCUACCCUAUUCCCUACGAAGACUCGAUGUCAUCCACCGACGUGGCAAAAUGGUGUCCAUGGCCUCUCCAAGUCAAGCAGCCCACCAAACCAGGAGCUGGCAUCUACCCCUAUCCUGACGACCAUAUUGAACGUCCAAUCUUCGACCCCUGCCUCUCAGGCUGCGCGAAGACAAAUUCUCCUGAAGACUGCUGCACCGGAAAGUACAAAGACCCGAACAAGUGCAAACCUAAUCUCUUCGCCAAGGCAGCCAAAGCAGUCUGUCCAGAUGCUUAUAGUUACGCCUUUGACGACCAGACCAGCACAUUUAUUAUUCCCAAUGGCGGGGGAUGGGAGAUUAGGUUUUGCCCUGAGGGGAGAAGCACGAAUAUUUUGAAGACGUUUAGUACUCAGUUGCAUGAGUUGAAUGCGGCGGGUGGGGCUACUAAGAGUAUUCAGGAGGCUUGUAGGAAUAGGACGUUGAUAAGGGAAGCUGGGAGGAGUGGUGCGGGGAGAACGAGGGAUGGCUUGAGAGGUAUGAGUGGGAAUUUGGUGGCCCUGUUGAUGGUUGUUUCUUGGAUUGGUUUUAUAUUCUAUUAA
Molecule: messenger RNA, 1251 nt
Organism: Venustampulla echinocandica
Lineage: Eukaryota; Fungi; Ascomycota; Leotiomycetes; Helotiales; Pleuroascaceae
Product: Osmotin, thaumatin-like protein
Exons: 2
Coding region: 1-1251 (416 amino acids)
Biological process (GO): defense response
Cellular component (GO): extracellular region
Source: RefSeq, a predicted model, not a curated record